Molecule: messenger RNA, 1665 nt
Organism: Kuraishia capsulata CBS 1993
Lineage: Eukaryota; Fungi; Ascomycota; Pichiomycetes; Pichiales; Pichiaceae
Exons: 1
Coding region: 1-1665 (554 amino acids)
Biological process (GO): aspartyl-tRNA aminoacylation
Cellular component (GO): cytosol; aminoacyl-tRNA synthetase multienzyme complex; cytoplasm
Molecular function (GO): aspartate-tRNA ligase activity; RNA binding; ATP binding
Source: RefSeq, a predicted model, not a curated record
AUGUCUGAAGAGGAACUCAGCAAAAAGGUCGAGGAAGUGUCAAUCUCAGACUCUGCAAGUGAGGUCGUUUUGGGAGAGGAUGGUCUUCCUCUCUCCAAGAAGGCUUUGAAGAAGCUGGAGAAGGAGAGAGAAAAGGAGAGAAAGAAGGCAGAAACCGCAGCUCGUGUCGCAAAAGAACAGGCAGCUAAAGCGGCUAAGUCGGCUAACGAUCCAGCUAAGGCUAACUAUGGAAAACUACCAUUGAACCAAUCUUCCACCAAAACUGGUAUUCCAAGGGUGAAGUUCCAUACUCUGUCUGCUGCUGACGAUGGAAAAGAAGUCGUAUUCAGAGCACGUGUCCAUACAUCUCGUCAACAAGGUGCCUCCAUUGUGUUCUUAUCGUUCCGUCAACAGUCAGAUUUGAUCCAGGGUCUUUUGAAGGCUGAAGGUGACUCUGUUUCCAAGCAGAUGAUCAAAUGGGCAGGUUCUUUGAAUCUGGAAUCCAUUGUCUUGGUCCAUGGUGUGGUCAGAAAGGUCGACGAAGAGAUCAAGUCGGCUACUGUCAAAGAUGCUGAGAUUUUUAUCACGAAAAUCUUCACGAUUUCGGAGACUCCAGAGCAGCUGCCUCUUCUGAUCGAGGAUGCUUCCAGAUCGCAGGCUGAGGCCGAGGCCUUGAGCUUGCCAGUCGUUAACCUCGACACCAGACUUGAUGCCAGAGUUAUCGACUUGAGAACUGUCACCAACCAGGCAAUCUUCAAGAUCCAGUCUGGUGUUUGUCUGCUUUUCAGAGAGUUCCUGAUUGCCCGUGGCUUUACUGAGAUCCACACCCCAAAGCUGAUUGGUUCUGCUUCUGAAGGAGGAUCCAAUGUGUUUGAGGUUUCUUACUUCAAGACGAAAGCUUACUUGGCCCAAUCUCCUCAGUUCUACAAGCAACAGCUAAUUGCUGCCGACUUCGAGAGAGUGUUUGAAAUUGCUCCUAUUUUCAGAGCUGAGAACUCUUUCACUCACCGUCACAUGACCGAGUUUGUUGGUCUUGAUCUGGAAAUGGCCAUUGAAGAACAUUACGACGAGACUGUUGAUCUGUUGGCUGACCUGUUUGUGUUCAUCUUCAGUCAACUGAAGACCAGAUACGCUAAGGAGAUUGCCGUUGUCCGCAAGCAAUUCCCAGUUGAAGAAUUCAAGGUUCCGGCUUCCGGAGAAAUGGUUAGAAUACCAUUCAAGGAGGGUAUCAAGAUGCUGAGAGAGGCCGGUAAGGAUGUCGAUGACUUUGAGGAUCUCAACACCGAGAACGAGAAGUUUCUCGGAAAGCUGGUGCGUGAGAAGUACGACACCGACUUUUAUAUCUUGGACAAGUUCCCACUAGCUGUGAGACCAGCCUACACUAUGCCUGAUGCCGAGGACCCAAGAUACUCAAAUUCUUAUGACUUUUUCAUGAGAGGAGAGGAGAUUCUUUCUGGUGCUCAGCGUGUUCACGACGCUGAUCUAUUGGUUGAGAGAUUCAAGGCUUUGGACAUCGACCCUACUCAACCAGGUCUUGAUGACUACGUUGAGUCCUUCAGAUACGGCUGUCCUCCUCACGCCGGUGGUGGAAUCGGUCUUGAGCGUGUCGUUAUGUUUUUCUUGGACCUCAAGAACAUUCGUCGUGCCUCGUUGUUCCCACGUGACCCAAAGCGUCUUCAUCCAUAG